CUCAGUGACUGUCAGUAAAUGAGAAGUGAAACAGCUGGAAAAGCAGAAGUUCAGUAACAUUAUUUAAAUAUGAUCAACAGUUUCAUAAGACAGUGAUCAACCAAGUGUAAACUAACCUCCACAGCGGACGGAUUCCAUGUCAGAAAGAUGAAGCCGUCAUGCUGGUGGUUGGUGUUUGUUUAUGUCACGUGUUUACACCCAUCUCUCAUUCUGGCCAUUAAAAGGAUCAUAGUGAAUUACUCAUCUCAGAACCUGUCCUCGGUUCCUCCCGGCCUGAAACCAUCUACAGAAGACUUGGAUCUGUCGCUGAACCACAUCCAGAUGCUGAGCGGCAAAGACUUCAGCACCACACCACGACUCCAUUUCCUCAAUCUGUCCUGGAAUAUACUGGAAAACAUAGACAUGGACGCAUUUAACUCCACAUCGGCAUUGGAGAUUUUGGACCUGUCACACAACAGACUCCAGAACCUCUCUGACCAACCGUACCUGCUUAAGGUGGGAAAUCUGCAGUUCUUGGACUUAUCAUCCAACAUGUUUUCCGUCAUGGCACUAGGGAAGGAAUUUUCUACCCUGAAACACCUGCAGUGGCUCGGCCUGAGUGCCAUUUCAAUCGGCAACGAAGACUUUACUUACAUUGCCAAUCUUACUCUGAAAACGCUCUUCAUCAAUACUGAUAAGCUACAGAAGUAUGAAGAGAGGAGUCUAACGGGUGUCCAUGCAGAGAAGGCCGUCAUCGCCCUGUCCAACAAAGACCUAGAUAUUGCAAUUGCCGAUGAUGUUUUUGCAUCGUUUAAAGAAGUAGAAUUCACCAAGGUGGACAGCGAGAUGAAGGUUCUCCAGCAGAUUCGCCAGCGAGGAACAGUACGCACUGUUAGUCUAGAAAUCUCCAAGGUGAAAACCACCUGGGAAGUUCUGACAGGCUGUGUAAACACAAUACUGUCAUCUGCCAUUCAACAGCUUUCAUUCUCAGAACUUACCUUGACAAAAAUGGUAAACGGCAGGCCUGUGACCUCGAGCCGAGUGUUGGAGUCCUUUUCUAUAAGAAGAGCAACUGUAACUGAAUUCAUCUUCAACCAAACAGAGCUCUAUGACUUCUUCAUAAGCAUGCCAGCGAGAAAAGUCAUUUUAACCCAAACGCCCAUUAUCUUUAUGACCUGCCCUCAGACUGUUAGUAAGAUUGAGGUGUUGGACUUUUCCGAUUGCGCCCUUACGGAAAACAUCUUCUCAGUUGGUCCGGAUACAGAAUGUAGUACACUCACAAACCUGAAAAAGCUGGUUUUGAGGGGCAACAACCUGAAACAUCUUGGACCGCUGACCUCUAGAAUCAAUCUCAUGAGCUCGCUGCAAUACGUCGACCUCAGUCAGAACACGCUUACCUAUUCUGAGGAACAAGGCAAGUGCGUUUGGCCUCGCAAAGUUGCCCGUGUGGAUUUGUCCUCGAAUGUGUUUGACCAGAGCAUCUUCAAGUGUUUGCCCGAUUCCAUACGAAUCUUAAACCUCAGGAAUAACCGAGUGACCACAGUCCCUGCAGAUGUUGGGGUUUUAAAAGACUUGAACAUCUUGGACCUAAUGGAUAACCGCUUGCUGGACCUUCCCACCUGUCAAGCAUUCCCAAACCUGCAGAAGCUCCUAGUAAGAACAAACUCCAUCCAUUCGCCUUUACCGGGAACCCUCGAGACUUGUCCUCAUCUCAAAGAUCUCGACUUGAGCCGCAACCCCUUCAUCUGCACUUGUGCUUUGCGAGAAUUCGCAGCUCUCAUCAAUAACCGAGUGACACAAACUCCUGGUGUGACUCUCGGUCACUGGCCGGAAGGAUAUCGAUGCAGUUACCCAGAAUCCAGGAGCAACACCACGCUAAAAGACUUCUACCUUCCUGAGAUAUCCUGCAACGGCUGGAUCCUGGCUGUUACGAUUCUGAUCCCGACAAUCACUUUGGUGGUUGCCGUCAGCCUUCUUUGCCAUCGGCUGGAUGUGCCGUGGUACCUCAAGAUGAUGUGGAAAUGGACACGUGCCAAGCACCACGCAAUAACCUCCCAGAAGAAGGCUGAGGAUAUGGAGGGGUUGCGCUUCCAUGCGUUCGUAUCGUACAGCCAAAAGAACGCAGACUGGGUCAAAGCUCAAUUUCUUCCCAAGCUCGAGGGCGAUUGUGGGCUGCGAAUUUGUCACCACGAGCGGGACUUCAUCCCGGGAAAGACGAUCGUUCAGAACAUCCUCCGAUGCAUCGAGCAGAGCAGAAGAUGCGUCUUCGUGCUGUCGUCUCAUUUCGUCCAGAGCGAAUGGUGCCACUACGAGCUCUACUUCGCCAAUCACCAGAGGGUAAUGCGAGGGAUGGAUAGCAUCCUUCUUAUUCUGCUGGAACCUCUGCCGUUAUAUCUCAUUCCCUCCAAGUACUACCAGCUCAAGGCCAUGAUGUCCAGACGCACCUAUCUAGAGUGGCCACAGGAAGGAGCCAAGCAGAAGCUGUUUUGGGCUAAUCUCAGAGCAGCUCUGCAGGCCAACCUUCCCAUUCCGUCAGAGAGAGAAGAAGAGUGAUUAGAGGAGUUUUCAAAUGUAUUUCAUAGAGAUUGUAAAGGAGAUAUUAAAUUAAAGCUGUGGUUCCAGGGUCCACUAGGGGACCUCAACAAACAAGACAAAACUAGUCAAAAUCAAGAUAUUUCAAGAGGUAGCCUAAUUUUUAAAGUGUGACUUCUAGUCCUGUAAUAUGGAGUGAUUUAACAAACUUAAAUAAAUAAAUAAAUAAAUAAAUAUAUAUAUAUAUAGUGGAAUUUUAUCAAUUUAAAUCAUUUCAAUGCAAAUUUCAUGUUGUUGUUUUUUGUAUUAUGUAAUAUUUCAGGUCACUUUUUAUAAUAAUU
This is a messenger RNA of Megalobrama amblycephala (Wuchang bream), 2852 nucleotides long. It is a transcript of the gene tlr1, whose product is annotated as toll-like receptor 1. Gene Ontology annotation, biological process: immune response; toll-like receptor signaling pathway; inflammatory response. The record is from RefSeq and is a predicted model, not a curated record. NCBI's taxonomy places the organism in Eukaryota, Metazoa, Chordata, Actinopteri, Cypriniformes, Xenocyprididae. Gene Ontology annotation, molecular function: transmembrane signaling receptor activity; protein binding. Bases 148 to 2532 code for a protein of 794 amino acids. Gene Ontology annotation, cellular component: membrane. The transcript is spliced from 2 exons.